Danio rerio (zebrafish) is the source of this 3327-nucleotide messenger RNA. Lineage: Eukaryota; Metazoa; Chordata; Actinopteri; Cypriniformes; Danionidae. The record is from RefSeq and is a predicted model, not a curated record.
AAGCUUUUCAUUCAUGUAAAAAUACAUGCGAGGGACAAUGAUGUGUGCCAAUCAAUCUAUAACAUAAAUCUGUAAAAUAUGUUAAAACAGAUAAAUCAUGAUCACGUAAGGCAAAAGCAUCUGAAGUGAACACUUUAAUCAUAAUAUUAUCUUAUUCAGAGUAAACUAAAUAUUGGAUUACUGAUAUCCAUUUGAACGUCACCAAUGAGAAGCAUCUAACCCAGACUAAAUAUAAAUCUAAAAUGAACAUAAACUGUGAACUACUUCUUCAAGUCAUAAUAGGGUUCUGCAUUUGAGUGUGAACGACGAUGAUGUUGUGCUCUCAGUUCCUCAAGGUUAUGCAGCUCAACAUGUCUCAGCUUUGGCUUGACUCUGUUGACUUUGUAAAGCGAGUUGCCCUUGGAUCUACGGCAGGUUAAACAUUAACCUGUCUGCAUUUGUUCAGUCCCACCUGCAUCUGUUACGCUGCGUCUGAUAGUAGGAAUAUCCGUAUGGGGCAUAUAUUUACAACAAAAAUCAUGUGUUUGUGGUCUGCCGUCUCUUAACUCGAGUCGGCAGAGUUCUUCGACAUGCUGGAAAGGAUGCAGAUUCCUAAAACAGAGGAGACUAAGAAAUACAAGGAUGACUAUAUCCCGUACCCCCGGAUUGAGGAUGUGCUGGAGAAGGGUGGUCCAUACCCUCAAGUUAUUUUACCUCAGUUUGGGGGGUACUGGAUUGAGGACCCAGAGGCUCCAGUUGGGACGCCUACAUCCUCAGACAGCAGCUUCUGUGAGGAGGAGAAUGAUGAUCUGAGUCCCAGUGGAGGAGGAGGUGGAGGAGGAUUCGGAUACAGGAUGGAGUGUAACAGCACGUCACGAGCCUAUCGCAAACACUUUCUUGGAAAGGAGCACAUGAACUAUUACUGUACAGCCAGCAGUAUGGGACACCUCAUAAUGUCUCUGAAGUAUGAGGACGCAGAUGGACAGGAGUCACUGCGUAUCAUGCUCAGGUCAAAAACAAAGACCCUCCAUGAGAGAAUCCCUCUUGAAGGUCUCAUUCAUCUGCCAAGCAUACCACAGAUUGCCAAGCUGCUCUGCGAUGAUGUCACAGGCCUGAAGUUCAACCCCGUUCUCUACCCCAGGGCUUCGCAACUGAUCGUCAGCUUUGAUGAGCACGAAGUGAACAACACUUUCAAGUUUGGAGUCAUUUAUCAGAAGUUCGGUCAGACAUCAGAGGAAGAGCUGUUCGGGAACAACGAGGAGACGCCUGCAUUUGCUGAAUUCCUCAGUGUUUUAGGAGACAACAUUGAAUUGCAGGAUUUUAAAGGGUUCAGAGGUGGUCUGGAUGUGUCUCACGGACAGACGGGAUCUGAGUCUGUAUAUACUACGUUUCGUCAGAGAGAAAUCAUGUUUCACGUUUCCACAAAACUCCCCUUCACUGAAGGAGACAUUCAGCAGCUCCAGAGGAAGAGACAUAUUGGCAAUGACAUAGUGGCAGCCAUCUUCCAGGAAGAGCCCACGCCAUUUGUGCCUGAUAUGAUCGCAUCCAACUUCCUUCAUGCCUACAUAUUAGUGCAGGCAGAAAACCCUUGCACCGAUCACACAACAUACAAGGUGUCCGUCACGGCAAGAGAGGACGUCCCACCAUUCGGCCCCCCUCUGCCAAACCCCUCAGUCUUUAAGAAGGGUCCUGAAUUCAGGGAAUAUUUCCUGACAAAACUGAUCAAUGCAGAGAACGCUUGCUACAAAUCAGACAAGUUCGCCAAGCUGGAGGAGAGGACACGAGCAGCGCUGUUAGAUAACCUUCACGAUGAACUGCACAGACAGACACAGGCUACGGUGGGACUGGGCUCAGCUACUGAUGAAGAAAAGCUGGAAAAUGGAGGUCAUGGUGGACUGCUGGAGUCAUUUAAGAGGGCCAUGCGUGUGAGGAGCCACUCCAUGGAGACGAUGGUGACCCACAAACACAAGAGUCCUGGGGCAGUGGCGGGCGUCCCUUCCAGUCUGAGCGGCGGUGGACUCCAGCAGAACAGCAUGGAGUGCACCAAGAGCACCUUCACUCCUCCAGUUCUGUCUGCGAAGUCUCCAUUGAAGAGUCCAGUAAAACGGCGCUCGGGGCUGUUUCCCAGACUGCACUCCAGCACAGAAAGUCCAACUGAGAAACAUCCCACUCGCAGUGACCAAAAAACAGAAGUGUUCCCUGCGUCACAGGAAGUGAGGUCAGAGACAUCGUCCAAUCCGAGCUCUCCUGAAAUCUGCCCAAACAAAGAAAGGCCGUUUGUGAAGCUGAAAGAGUGCAGCGGCAGAGCCAAUAUCUCCAUCUCCAGAUCCUCCUCCAGCACCAGCAGCUUCAGCAGCACCGCAGGAGAAGGAGACGCUCUGGAGGAACUUGAGAUGAUCAGUCACCCGUCCACGGCUUCAUCUGUCUAUUGUCCAUCUCUUAGCGUGGAGAGCCAGAGCUCUGGGACGCCACUGAUCAUGUGCCGCAGCCCCACAGGUGAAAUACAUGCUAACAACAACAACAACAAUGGGAAAAGCAAAACUUCACCGAGGUCAAACUUGAAAUUCCGCUUCGACAAACUGAGUCACUCCACAGUAAGUGUCGUGUCCUCAGAAAACCUUCAGAGCAGCGGGUCAUUAGGUCUGACAGAAAACACUGCUGGGACUAAAGGCAGUGACUUUGAAUGGAUUUUUAUAGAUUGGAAGAAAAAGGGACCAUUUUCUCAAGCCAAUGCAACAGUUACGACUGUUCAACAUAAUACACAACUCAACACUAUGUUAAAAACUCAAAAGUAAAGAGUUUAGGGCACGAAAACACCAGUCUUAGUAGAAAAAGCAACAACUGUCUCUGUUUUUUCCAGCAUUUUAAAUGUAGUGUUGACAACUCUCUUUGCCUAUAGCUGCGAAUGAAUGCUUUCUAGACAGACGCUCAAUAUUAACACAAUACUUGAAGAGGACAAGUCAUUAAAUGUUACAGAAGCGAACUGAAGUAGAGAUUACGGGUCAUUCGAAGGAGUCUUGUAACGUUGCCCGUCAAUGCUAAGCCUUAAAAUACUGUACACGAUAGAAAGAUGGAUUCAGAUUUUUCGGAGUGAUGUAAAAAAGAAAAAGCUUUCCUGAGGGCAACCAAAGAGAAAGAUUACCCGGGUUUAUUUGUGGUAAACUAUGAGAUCGAAUGGAUGGUGAAAACACACUUUGUUGAUUGCUCAUUUCGUCGUACAUUUAGUUCUUGACAUAUUUGUUCAACACUGAUUUGGCAGCUGCUGUUGACUGUAUUGAGGCGGCAAUUAACUAACAAAAUAUUAUUUACAGAUAACAGCUCUGUAAAUUAAAAUAGUUAUACAAUUUA